Medicago truncatula (barrel medic) is the source of this 1455-nucleotide messenger RNA. Its product is annotated as WD repeat-containing protein 55. Lineage: Eukaryota; Viridiplantae; Streptophyta; Magnoliopsida; Fabales; Fabaceae. Gene Ontology annotation, molecular function: protein binding. Bases 159 to 1238 code for a protein of 359 amino acids. The transcript is spliced from 16 exons. The record is from RefSeq and is a predicted model, not a curated record.
UAUAGGAAUCUGGUAAUUGAAAAAUAAAAUAAUAAAAACAUUAGGGAUGCUCCUCUCGUAGUAUCUUUCUGCCGCGUUUUCAUACCAGAGAAACCUCCGGCAGUCGUGCUCUCUCCGGCAUCCGUCAUUCACUGUUCUCCGCCUCUCUUCUCAUUGAAAUGGAAAUCAAUUUGGGGAAACUUGCAUUUGACAUUGAUUUUCAUCCGUCUGAAAAUCUCGUUGCUUCAGGACUCAUAGACGGAGACCUUCACUUGUAUCGUUAUAGCUCGGAUAACACUAAUAGCGACCCAGUGAGGGUGUUGGAAGUUCAUGCUCACACCGAGUCUUGCAGAGCUGCUCGAUUCAUCAACGGUGGACGUGCGGUGUUGACGGGUUCUCCCGAUUUCUCGAUACUGGCUACAGAUGUGGAAACUGGAUCUACCAUUGCACGACUUGAUAAUGCUCAUGAGGCUGCAGUCAAUCGAUUGAUAAACUUGACUGAGUCAACCGUUGCUUCAGGAGACGAUGAUGGUUGUAUUAAGGUUUGGGAUACCAGAGAACGUUCUUGUUGCAAUUCAUUUGAAGCCCACGAGGAUUACAUUUCAGACAUUACUUUUGCAUCUGACGCAAUGAAAAUAUUGGCCACAAGUGGAGACGGGACUCUUUCUGUUUGCAAUCUUCGACGAAAUAAAGUCCAAGCCCAAUCUGAAUUUUCUGAAGAUGAGCUGUUGUCUGUGGUUUUAAUGAAGAAUGGCAGGAAAGUUGUUUGCGGAUCACAAACUGGAAUCCUGCUAUUGUAUUCAUGGGGAUGCUUCAAGGAUUGCAGUGAUCGAUUCGUUGAUCUUGCUUCAAACUCUAUUGAUACCAUGUUAAAGCUUGAUGAAGAUAGGAUUAUUACUGGAUCAGAGAAUGGGAUGAUCAACUUGGUUGGGAUAUUGCCAAACAGAAUCAUUGAGCCAAUUGCAGAACACUCUGAAUAUCCUGUUGAGCGUCUUGCAUUCUCUCAUGAUAGAAAGUUUCUUGGAAGUAUUGGACAUGAUCAAAUGCUAAAGCUAUGGGAUUUAGAUAAUAUACUGCAAGGUUCGAGAAGCACACAGAGAAAUGAAACUGGGGUGGUUGCCAAUGACGGCGACAGUGACGACGGAGAUGAGAUGGAUGUAGAUAACAGUGCUUCUAAGUUUUCUAAAGGGAACAAGAGAAAGAAUGCAAGUAACGGGCAUGCUGUAGGUGAUUCAAACAACUUCUUUGCAGAUUUAUAGGACAUGCAAGUGUGAUUUUCUUAUCAAUAAGCAUAUAAAGUUUAAGGUGUCCCUUUGCAAAAUUUAUUCUUAAAUUCCGUACCUUGUCUGGGAGAUAAAUUGUAGUACCACAGACCCUCUCCAAAAUCAUCAAACCCAUAUUUGCCCUAAACAUCCAGUUUUGAUAACCAAACUCAGUUCUUUAUUUACUUAUUUAUAGUUUGUUUUGCUUUCUAAA